This is a messenger RNA of Macrosteles quadrilineatus (aster leafhopper), 3698 nucleotides long. Its product is annotated as sphingolipid delta(4)-desaturase DES1-like. The transcript has 6 exons. The coding region runs from base 294 to 1259 and encodes 321 amino acids. NCBI's taxonomy places the organism in Eukaryota, Metazoa, Arthropoda, Insecta, Hemiptera, Cicadellidae. Gene Ontology annotation, biological process: ceramide biosynthetic process. Gene Ontology annotation, cellular component: membrane. Gene Ontology annotation, molecular function: sphingolipid delta-4 desaturase activity. The record is from RefSeq and is a predicted model, not a curated record.
CGAGUGCUUGCUUGACAUCACAAGAUACAUGACAUGAAAGUAACUUUAUCAACUUAACAGAGAGACAAUAAUACUUUUGUUUUAUUGUUUAAAGCUUUUUAAGAUUUGUGAUUUACAUCGCGUGUGUAUUUUAUUGCACAAUUUAUUGAUAUUGAAUAUUUGUAUGGUUAUACAAAUAUUCAUAAGUCUAAACAUUGUAAUCCACUAAGCCCGACCGGUGAUCAUAGGCUCGGGCUGUUAUCAUCUCAGCAAGAGGAUUUUGAGCUUUUUUAACUACUACACCAAGCUUUGGUAUGGGUGCUCAUGUGUCAAGAACUGACUUUGAGUGGACUUACACAGAAGAACCACAUGCAAGUAGAAGAAAAGAAAUACUUGAAAAGUAUCCAGAAAUCAAGAAACUGUUUGGGUAUGAUCCCAAUUUCAAAUGGAUUGUGACAGCAAUGGUAAUAACUCAAUUUGCAAUGUUCUUUGUAAUGAAGGACCAAUCGUGGUUAAUGAUAUUCUUGGUGGCUUAUUGCUUUGGUGGUGUCAUCAACCAUUCUCUUAUGUUAGCCAUUCAUGAAAUUGCUCACAACUUAGCAUUUGGGCAUUCAAGGCCAUUAGCAAACAGGUUGUUGGGAAUCUUUGCCAAUUUACCGAUUGGCUUGCCGUUUUCAGUAACUUUUAAAGGAUACCAUCUUGAGCAUCAUCGAUACCAAGGAGAUGAGAAGCUUGAUACAGACAUACCAACCUACGUGGAGGCUAAGCUGUUCUGUACGACGCUGGGCAAGUUCAUGUGGGUCGUGCUGCAGCCGCUGUUCUACGCGUUCAGGCCACUUUUUACAUAUCCAAAGUCACCAACGCCUCUGGAGAUCAUCAAUACUGCCAUUCAACUCGUGUUUAAUGCUUUGGUUGUUUAUUACUUUGGAGGUAGAGUGUUAGCAUACAUGUUUGCUGGUUCUCUGAUGGCAAUGGGUCUACAUCCCGUGGCGGGUCACUUCAUUUCCGAGCACUACAUGUUCAAGAAAGGCUUUGAAACCUACUCCUACUAUGGGCCUCUGAAUAAGAUCACCUUCAAUGUAGGCUACCACAAUGAACAUCACGACUUUCCUUAUGUACCUGGCUCUAGACUGCCUGAGGUGAAAAGGAUAGCAGCUGAAUAUUACGACAACCUUCCGCAACACCACUCGUGGACGGCUGUUCUCUAUGACUUCAUCACAGACCCGGACAUCGGCCCUUACGCCAGGAUCAGACGAAAACAUCGAGGUCUCUCCUCAUGAGGUUGCGAUUGCCAACCUUACACACAUAAAUGUUGCUAGUCCCUAGUUUUGUAUGGCGUACACAUAUUUUAAAAUUUUAAGUGUUUAUGUGUACGACAAUUGGUACACAUCUUUAGUAAAUUUUAUUUAUUUUAUAUUUAGUGCGCUUUGCUUAUUUAUAUUGUAAUAUUAAUUUAUAUCGAAUAAGAUAUGUAUUGAAGUAAGAUAUGGCAUUUAGUGUGUGGGAUGUUUGGAGAAGUGAGUUUUUUUAUGGGGAUAAUGUUUGGUGCAGACGGGCUUGAUUAAUCUGUAUGUUUGUUAGCUGGAAUUUUGUACUUGUCUGAGGUUAUUAAUAAUUAUUUAUAAUAGCUACGUAACUCUGUAAAUCUUCAGCUUUUUAUCGUUAACAGGUUGUUGGGUUGGUCGAAUUGAUUACAUACAUUUUUUUAUGACAUUAAACAGACUCCCAGUGUUUACAAAAUGUAGACCCACACAUUAAGUCGAAAAUAUUUUCUUUUUUGUUCCUUUUCUAAAGCAUUUUGUUCAACAAGAUCGUUGUGAUAAAAUUUGUAACAAUGUUUUUUAUGACCUUUUUGGCAUAAUUCCUCAAACUUACUUAUUUAUAUAUCUGUCUCGGUGAAUAAACAUUCAGCUUAAAAGAGUUUGUCUGUACAACAAGAGUAUUCUUCAAUAAUUAUAUUGUACAAACUAAUAUAAUUUAUUUGUAUUCCUAUUAGUUUUUGCUUAUGUUGUAGACAACAAAGCAUUUAAAUAACAAAUUGUAUUAAUGAACAAAAUAUGUUAUCUUUUAGUAGUACAAAUUAAAUAGUCCACCUAUUUAAACUCCUAGUUAUCCUAAACAAUAUUUUUUUAAUAAAGCAGUUAAGCACUGAACUGGGUAUUAUAUCUGAAAAUAACACUUACCAAAAAGAGGUUGCGGCCCCUUUUAACUUUGUAUUUGCAAGCUCGCAUAAGCCUUGGGCCUGUGUUUGGAAUGUAUCUAGCAAAGCAAGGGGUGAGCCUUGUACAACCGUACAGAUAAAAUUUAGUGGUCGGUACCAUCACUGUCGCAAUUGGAAGUCCAUCACGCUACCAACUGAGCCACCGACUCACCAAACUGGCUCUAUUUUAUAGUUUAACUACUUCAAUCGUGCCAUUGGUUUGUAAGGUUGGUAAGGUGAGGGUCCAAACAGUGUUAUAUGUUAUCAAGUUCUGCCAACAGCUCUAUACUAAUUAAUUGUCUUGAACUACAAUUUUUAUACAGUUUUAAGUUUUCCUUUUUCCACUUUUCGUAUUUUUUACUUUGACAUAUUCCACCCGAGAACAGUACAAAAUGGUUUCCACUGGUACGAAUCCCGCUGAAAAGUCCUCCCUCCAGUUAUUGAUUAUAGCUUAGUAGUGAAUAAGAUAUUGUGUUAAGUUUUUACAAUUAAAAGUAUUUAAAGUAAUUUAUGAAUGACAAUUAUUUAAAAUUAGUAAAAUAAUAAUAAUCUAAAGGGCUUUUAAGAGAACUUGAUUUAUUGAUUCAAAAAAGUAUGGAUGUGUUUGUUUAAAAGAUAUUUUUUGAAAGUUUGAAAAUGGUUAUAGUUUGUGUGCUUCUAUAACAAAAAACAUACACCCAUAUUGGAGUAAACAUAUAAUUUCUGCUGAUGAUUAUGUUAAUGUUCAUACAUGUUUUUGCUGAAUGUUGAUUACACUCUCAAGUAAAAUAAUCAUAGUUUCAUAAGUUUUGAUAUCCAAUUACAAAUUUAAGGAUUCGUUUAAAAUUUAAUAAACAGUAUUGCAUUACCAUACAUAAAACAUACGUGUCGCUUAGUCUAUGACAGUACAUUCUAUUUUGUAUAUCACAAAACUGUACUUGAACUCGAGAAUAAAUAAAUUCUUAGGCCUUUCCUUAACUUUUAAUAGUAAUUUUAUUAGCGUACAAAUUUGUUUAUCUAAAAAUUAUAUUAUAAUAGAAAACAAAAAAAAAGAUUAAAUUUCAUAGCUAACCCCGAAAAUUGGUGGGAGGUUAUGUAAUGAUUGGGAGUAAACAGGAGAUUUGAAACAUCAAAAUAAUCCAAAACUUUAUGACUCUACUAAAUGUACAGAUAGAACUGUAUUUUAUUUAGGCCUAUACAAAUAAUAUUUAUUGUAUUUAUUUACUCAGGGUUAUCUUAUUUCUUUGAAUAACUUUUUGAAGGUUUAAUAUUAUUUUAACUAUACUAAUUCUAGGUGGAAACUUUCUAAGCCCAAUAGGAUAUUGUUUGCGUUCCUCAACAAUUUUGUUGGUCCAAACUAUGCUUGGACAAUUCCUUAUGACUUUAGGGUCCAAGUUGUUGAUAUUAUACAUUGUACACUGUUUACAAAUUGUUUUCUUCAUCCAUAAUGCUGCUUGUUUAUUCUCAAAGGUGGAUUAAUUGUGGAUUAUUUAUUGAUAUUGCUUUCAUAAAAAGGCUCUUAAUAAAUAUUUUACUUUUA